Messenger RNA from Rhodotorula toruloides NP11, 1233 nucleotides. RefSeq lists its product as uncharacterized. Bases 1 to 1233 code for a protein of 410 amino acids. The transcript has 4 exons. NCBI's taxonomy places the organism in Eukaryota, Fungi, Basidiomycota, Microbotryomycetes, Sporidiobolales, Sporidiobolaceae. The record is from RefSeq and is a predicted model, not a curated record.
AUGACUGCUCCUCGCCUCGCACAGCGCUUCUCCCCAGACUCCGAGCUUCAUCUCCCUCCCGACCGCGUUACCGUGCUCGGUCCGACCAGCCAGUUCGAGGCAGCGACCCUCGUGCGCCGCACCCUCCGCGAUGUAGCAAAGGAGGCCCAGAAUCGGAGACAAAGGCACAUCAAGCACGGCUUCCGUUCGUACGAAGAGUACUUCUUCUACGCGUCGAGAUCCGUCGCGUUAGGAAUACUCCAUGAGAGAGCUCGCACGCCAUAUGGUCUGCCAGGGACGUAUCGCUCGCCGCUGGUCGAAGAGGCUUGGUGGGCGGUGGGCCUGCCAUCAAACUUGCAGACUCUGGACUUCCGCGUGUGGGACGAAUACGCCGGCAGCUCACCUUCACCUGCGACAACCGCUGCCCUCACGAUCGACGUCUUCAAGCUGGUCCGCGGGCGAUUCGCCACUCACCUCGCGCUGGCAAAUCACGGUGCCCUCCGAAUGUACGCUGAGGAAGUCAAGCAUAGCCCGGAGCUGCUGGUCCCUGCAGGAGAGCUCCACGACGGUGGACUCGAUUGGACCAACGUCCUCGUCCAGCACCACCUAGUCAUUGAGCCGGACCUCAUUCUUGGGUCCAGAGAUACCAGCUCGCCACCUCCGCCUCGCGACGCUAUGUGCACCGGCAUCCCUCGGACGGGACAAGACGCGGCACCGUUCUCGACCGUCAACUUUACCGGAGCAAAUGUUCUCGUCCUCCCGCUCGUCGAUGUCCUCGCCUACGAGCUGGAGAUCGUUUGGCAAGGCUUCGACUUUCGCGUCCGAAGCGAAGGGCAGAGUCGAGGCGUGCGCAAAGACGCAGCGUGCGUUGCGGUCUUCAAUGUGAUGCUUGCAUGGGACCUGGUCGACCGGCUCGCAGCAGCGCGGAUCUACCUCGAGACGUGCGACGUCAGCAAACUCGCCAUCCAUGCCCACGAGCUCAUGGACCGGAUGCACGACACGCACGACAUCUGCGGCUACCAAUUCUUCUACGACUGGGUGAUGGAUCAGCUGGGCGAGCGGCGUCGAGCCGAGGUUGCGAAGGACGUCGUGCAUUUUCUGCAGCCAUUCUGGCCUGCCCUAGGUGACGAGCGGCUGUAUGGCGAGCAGACUCGCGGCAGGAACUGUCGGGACGUCGCCGCGGAGCUUUGCAGGGCGCUCAAGAUGAUCUACGACCUGGUGAGGCGGGAGCGAAGCGUUUCCUCUCAAAACUGA